AUGUCUAUGUCUAGUGCAACUAUGUCCAUGGCUAGUGCAACUAUGUCCAUGGCUUCUGCAACUGCUUCAUCUUCUAUGAGUAUGGGUAUGAAGAAAGGUGGGUGCAAAAUUUCCAUGCUUUGGAACUGGAAUACGGUAGACUCUUGUUUUAUUGCUAAAUCAUGGAAAGUAUCUUCCAAGGGUUCAUUUGCUGGUUCAUGUAUUGGAGUCUUCUUUCUUUGUAUUGCUGCUCAAUGGCUUCAUCGCUUCUGUCGGGAAUACGACAUAGCCAUCGGUAAUAAAUAUGUCGCAAGAACUUCUCUUAUGAACGGUGUAUCUGAAGAAGGUUCCAAUUCUUCCUAUGAUGAAAAGAAAUUGGUCAAUGCCGGCUCUAGUCCAACCUUGGCUAAAGAUCCUUUGGUGUAUACCCUUUCUCACAAAUGGUUGUUCACGUGGUUGACGGACGCCACGUUUGCUAAUGCUUAUGAGCACUUGGUGAGAACGUUACUUUUCACUGUUGAAUGGGGCCUUUCGUACUUUAUCAUGCUUUUAUUCAUGUACUACAACGGGUACAUUAUCAUUUGUUGCAUAUUGGGUACAAUGGUUGGAAGACUCUUGUUCACUUAUAAUGAGCCACUUGUUUAUUGUGGCCAGAAUGUUGCUGCUGCUGAUAGUCAUGAUGCAGAUAGAAAGUGUUGUCGCUAG
Molecule: messenger RNA, 684 nt
Organism: Lizanozyma spartinae
Lineage: Eukaryota; Fungi; Ascomycota; Pichiomycetes; Serinales; Debaryomycetaceae
Gene: CTR1
Product: high-affinity Cu transporter
Exons: 1
Coding region: 1-684 (227 amino acids)
Biological process (GO): copper ion transmembrane transport
Cellular component (GO): membrane
Molecular function (GO): copper ion transmembrane transporter activity
Source: RefSeq, a predicted model, not a curated record